Molecule: messenger RNA, 2104 nt
Organism: Anolis sagrei ordinatus
Lineage: Eukaryota; Metazoa; Chordata; Lepidosauria; Squamata; Anolidae
Gene: SLC5A2
Product: solute carrier family 5 member 2
Biological process (GO): sodium ion transport; transmembrane transport
Cellular component (GO): plasma membrane
Molecular function (GO): D-glucose:sodium symporter activity
Source: RefSeq, a predicted model, not a curated record
UCGAACUUGGAGGCACCAUGGAGCAGGAUUCACCAACCCAUGCACCAACACAAGCGACCAUCAGCAACCCUGCAGACAUUUCGGUCAUCUGCUGUUAUUUCCUGGCAGUCAUCGGAGUUGGGCUAUGGUCCAUGUGCCGGACCAACCGAGGUACCGUCGGGGGAUAUUUUUUGGCUGGUAGGAAUAUGAUAUGGUGGCCGAUCGGGGCUUCUCUCUUUGCCAGCAACAUUGGCAGCGGGCACUUUGUGGGUUUGGCAGGCACCGCUGCGGCUAACGGCCUGGCCGUGGCAGGAUUUGAGUGGAAUGCUCUCUUCAUUGUUCUCCUCCUUGGAUGGCUCUUCGUCCCAGUCUACCUCACAGCUGGGGUCAUCACAAUGCCACAAUACCUGAAGAAGCGCUUUGGAGGUCAGCGCAUUCGUCUCUACCUCUCCGUCCUCUCUCUUUUCAUGUAUAUCUUCACCAAAAUUUCGGUGGACAUGUUCUCUGGUGCUGUGUUCAUCCAACAAGCUUUGGGCUGGAAUAUUUAUGUGGCUGUCAUUGCCCUCCUGAUCAUAACCACGAUUUAUACAGUGACAGGUGGUUUGGCAGCGCUUAUGUAUACAGACACAGUCCAGACAUUUGUCAUGGUCAGUGGAGCUUUUGUCCUCAUGGGAUUUGCCUUUCAUGAGGUGGGAGGCUAUCAAGGAGUGUUUGACAAAUACAUGGAGGCCAUUCCCAGGCAGACGUUGUCUCCAGCUCCUGACCUAUACAACAUCUCAGCCUCCUGCUACCAGCCCCGCGAGGACUCUUUCCACAUGAUCAGAGAUGCUGUGACUAGCGACAUGCCUUGGCCAGCUGUGAUCCUUGGCCUUACCAUCAACUCUAUCUGGUACUGGUGCAGCGAUCAGGUCAUAGUGCAGAGGUGCCUGGCUGGCAAGAACCUGACCCAUGUCAAAGCUGGAUGCAUCCUUUGUGGCUACUUAAAGCUGCUACCCAUGUUUCUCAUGAUUAUGCCUGGCAUGAUCAGCCGGAUUUUAUAUCCAGAUGAUGUGGCCUGUGUCAUCCCAGAGGAAUGCAUGCGGAUAUGUGGCACAGAGGUUGGAUGUUCCAAUAUCGCCUACCCCAAACUGGUGGUAGCCCUCAUGCCGAAUGGACUCCGGGGCCUCAUGCUGGCCGUGAUGCUGGCUGCAUUGAUGAGUUCCCUGGCUUCCAUCUUCAACAGCAGUGGCACUCUCUUCACCAUGGACAUCUACAACCGCCUGAGGCCACAAGCACAUGACAAGGAGCUGCUGAUAGUGGGCAGGGUGUGGAUCUUGGUCCUUGUGGGAAUCAGUAUUGCAUGGAUCCCAAUAGUGCAGGCUGCUCAAGGUGGGCAGCUUUUUGACUACAUCCAGUCGGUCAGUAGCUACUUGGCCCCACCUAUUGCUGCCAUCUUUCUCCUUGGAGUCUUUGUCAAAAGGGUCAACGAGCAGGGUGCAUUCUGGGGCCUGGUUUCAGGACUCGCCAUUGGCAUGGCCCGGAUGAUCCCGGAAUUCAUUUACGGAACAGGGAGCUGCCUGUUUCCCAGUUCUUGCCCCCGCCUGAUCUGUGGCGUCCACUACCUCUAUUUCUCCGUCAUCCUCUUUUCUGCUACGGCUGUUAUCACAAUGGUGGUCUCUCUCUGCACCCCUCCGAUCCAGGACAAGCAUUUGCAUCGCCUCGUGUUCAGCCUCAGGUACAGUAAGGAGGAACGGAUAGAUCUGGACACCGAGGAAGAGGACGAAGCUAAACUAAAGGAGGCGGCGCGCCAGCAGCAGAUAGAGAUGGCCCAAGCAAAGAAUGGAAAGCUGGAGAACAUCCUGGAAGUGGAAGAUGAGAAGACAGCACUUCCUAUAGGCAAGCUGCGUCAAUGUCUCAACUGGUUCUGUGGGACGGGGACAAGCCAUCAAGAUCAGGCAGAGCCAACCCCGGAGGAGAAAGCGGAAGAGUUGCGGCGCCUAACGGACAUCUCAGAGCAUCCAGUCUGGAGGCGCGUGGUCAACAUCAACGCUCUGGUCAUGAUGGCUCUCGCAAGCUUCUUGUGGGGCUACUAUGCCUGAGUGCCACCCACUGUGGUAUCUCAUCAUAAACUAUGAUCCCUUCCCAC